AAACUCACAAACCGAACUUGCUCGAUCGACUAUUUCCUUUCCACAGCUGAAAAGUGCACAAUCCUCGUGGAAAAAAUUAAAUAUUGAUACAAAUAAAGUACAAAAUUGGCCCGAGGUUUUUUAAAAUUGUUAAUACAGUUGGGAACUAAAUUAUUGUGAAAACUUUGCAAAAAAUGGCAGCCGCAGAAGCACUAACGAAUGCACUCAUCGUUGAAGCCAUUCUAAAACGGGUCCCCGAUCCCGCCGACAUUGUCCAUUUCCGGCUCGUGUCCACCCUCUGGAACGAGGUCAUCCUCUCCUUCCAUUCCCCCCCACGGGUCACCGUCCACCUCAACCGGGCCGUCCCCUGGCGGGUUGCUCAGGGGCCCUUCAUCACCCCCCGCAAAUUGGCCUCCUUUCCCCCAAAACUCCUCAAAUCCGUCGCCCUCACCGCGUACCCCGACGACGACGCCAUCCUCCCCCAAGCGCUCAAUCUCCUCACCCAAAUCGGCCCCCACAUUCACCACCUUUCCGUCCUGGGGGGCGCCUCCGUGGGGAAAUUUGUGCACAAUAUUUUUACAAAUUGCGAAUUCGAAAAGCUCAAAAAUUUGCGUGUCAUCCUCGACGAGAAGAAGGUGCAUGCAUACAAAAGGGGAGACCGCCCCUACGUCACGUGGCCGGAAGUGUACAACCCGGAAAUUAGCGAAAAACCGAAACUCCUAAAAAUUCGGUACAUCGUAGAAUCCAAAUUUCUCCUGGGUUCAAACGUUUCUGAAGAACAGCAGACCUUUCUACGCUUUUUGCUAGCCGUUACCCCAAAUUUGGAAAGUUUACGAGUAAAGGAUGAUUAUUUGUCGAGCAUUCCGGCAAAUUUUGGAAACUUGUCGGAGUUCCGGUUUAAUUGGAAUAUUGGGAAGAAUAAGAGUCCGGAUAUGGUCACGUUGCAAAAUUUGAACGUUUUUCUGGAAACGGUGAAAGUUUCCUUGGAGCGGUUGCAAUUAACGGUGGGAUUUACGGGGUCUCGGAGAUUGUACGAUUUUUCUCAGUUUAGUGAUCAGUUUCAAUUUCCACGGGACGGGAUUCGCAACUUGAAAUGGUUUGAGAACGGGGUCAUGCGGAUUUUCAAGUGUGGAGUGAGGGACUUGGAGAAAAUGGGGAAAUUAAAGCAUUUGGACUUGUGUGAGAUACCGAAUGAGGUUUAUCAAAGGGCGAACGUUUAUGUGGGGAAUAUUUUAAGGAGGGAUAACGCUUGUUGGAGAGGAAUUACGAAUUUGAAGCUGUUUGGGAUCGAGGAUCUGGAGUUGUUGGAGAGGAUUGGUCCAAUGUUCCCGUCUUUGAGGCGACUAAAUAUCAACGUUCGGCUCUGGAUUUUCAAACAAGGCGAAUUGAACGUCUUUCUGAGAAUGAUUUUCGAACGGUUGGCUUCAAUCAAGGCGUUGACCCAUAUUUCCGUGGGGGCCCCCUUUCCCGACAGAUUUUCCAGAUUUAUCGACUUUCUGGAAUAUUUGGCGACAUCUUUUCCAGAUGUGACCGAGGUGCGUAUCGAGCACUGCAUGUGCGAGGGUGGAACUGCGGACCGCGCGUACCAACGGUUUUAUGACCCCGCCGAAGUCGACGCCAUACAAAUGGACCGAUUCCGCAACCUUGUCCCUACUCUUUUAGGGUGUCGGGAAUUAACCGAAUUCACCGGCAUGGAUAUCGCCCAACUUCAAACGGGCCUCGUUUUUCGGAGAGGUUCCCCAUUCCAGAGUGAAUUACCAUGGAAGCAAAAUUAGGGCGGGAAAAUUUAACCCGUUUUUUUAAACCAGGGUUUUUACUAAUUUAUGUGAUAAAUUUUAUACCUCGUUGCAUGCAACUAGCAUGGAUUCCACUUCUACAAAUAUUAUGAACGAUUUUUAGAGAGAGAGAGAGUAGAUAUUUUUAACGAAUUAUUUACGCAAAAUUUCUCAAUCUUAACGUCAAAUUUUCAUAAAACAUUUAUCUAUUAUGUCAAACAUUAUUUAUUAAGUUAGUUAAAUAUCAUGAUUUCUUUCAAUUAGUCUUAAGAUUAUGCGUGUUAAAAAUACGCAUUAAAAAAUUAUAAUGAAAAUCUCAAAGAAGAGAAGUGUUCUCACUUAGAUAUUUAACUUCGCGAAUGUAAUACGAAAUACAUACAUGCUAAAAUUUUUCAUUUUUCAAAGUUUUCAUUGUUAAAUUUUUCACUAUUUAAUAUUUUAGUAAUAAAUUUGAUAAAAAAAAAAUAAUAAUAAUUUUAGGCAUACCCGAUACAAAUCAUAAUCAUAGUUUAAGUUCUUUUUUUUAGUUAGUAGUAGUAUAGUAUAGUAUAGUAUUUAUUGAUAUAUGGCCAGCAGCCCUCAUCAACAUUAAAUAUUACAGAGUUAGAUAUGUAAAUGUGAAUGUAAUGUAGAGAGUAGUCAGAGGAAUAGUGGGAAAACCUAGCUAGGAUGGAGAGCUAGGAAAACCACUAUCACCUCUGAGAAUGUGGCCCAGAGGUCCAUUCGGCUCUGACUACAGAGACACCCAGGCAGGACAAAUGAGUGAUAGAGAUCAUAGGUAGAUCUCACGGGAGAGUGGUGAUAUCCAAAUGAGGACGGCACCGUGAAGGCGGAAGCAAGACGAAUGAAGGUUGUUGGGCGGGGCGUCCACGGACCACAAAAUACCCUAGCGCCCUUUCGGGCUCGGGCUAAGUGUCCCCAUAUGGCCUCAGCCGGGGCCGAUCGACACUACCCACUUGCCCCUUCAUCCCUUACAGCACAACCGGGUCAUGGGACCCCCGUAGCCCCGACUACGCUGCCCACCGCCAUGCACGACCCCGCUCCCACUCUUCCACCAACCACCCCCCAUGGUCACCACCCCGACAUAUCAAACAAUGACCUACCUGGGGGAGUCCUCCUGGCGUAGAUCCUCCCGUGCACUGAGUCCGGCGAGAUCCGUCUUCGCCUGAUGGCUCAGCUUGUCGUUGCUGGGACGGGUGUGGCAGGGGGUGUUACCAGGCACGCAGGUGGGGGGUGUGAGUGGACGAGGCUCACAUGGCGAAAUGGCCUUGGGACACACUUUACUAGCCCUGGCACACCCGCGACCCAGAUGGAAGAGGAUCCAGUUGCAGAGCGAGAGAGAGACACGCCGUGCACGGUUGGAUGCCAAAGAGGAACUCCUCUUUUUUUUAGUUAUGUGAUUGGUUUUGUAUUCUCAUUAUUAUAAAUUGAAUAAGAAGGUUGAAAUACCUAUGUUUAAAAUUUUAAAAAAAUUA
Folsomia candida is the source of this 3229-nucleotide messenger RNA. RefSeq lists its product as uncharacterized. The record is from RefSeq and is a predicted model, not a curated record. The transcript is spliced from 4 exons. NCBI's taxonomy places the organism in Eukaryota, Metazoa, Arthropoda, Collembola, Entomobryomorpha, Isotomidae. Bases 174 to 1754 code for a protein of 526 amino acids.